ACGGUGCCGUUUCACAAGGAAUCGGAAUCGGAAUCGAGGGAUUUUGGACAUGGUGGGUGCAACAAUGGUGCAUCUUCUGGUUGCGUCUUCCUUAGAAGAUAGGAACAAACCGAGGUGCUGAAGAUGAAGGAGAACGAUAACGGCAACGAUAGGGUUUCAGUUUGUGGUGGUCGACUCACGCGAUCUCAAGCCGCACCUGAUUGGAGCGUAACCGAAUCGCUGAUUCUGGUGAACGAGAUCGCGGCGGUGGAAGCCGACUGCUCCACAGCCUUAUCCUCGUACCAGCUGUGGAACAUCAUAGCCGGAAACUGCUCCGCCUUGGGCGUCGGUCGGAACCUCAGCCAGUGCCGGAGGAAGUGGGACGCGUUGCUCUCCGAAUACGACAAGAUCACGUGCUCGCACAGGGCUAGGGCUAACGCUAACAAACUCGGGUUGCCACAGAAUUUUGACCCUGAGUUGUUUAAGGCGAUUGAUCGAGUUGUGAAGGCGCGUGAAGAACGAGGCGAGGUUGAACCCCAAAGCGAUCCUGAACCGGGGAAUGAGGAGGCGCGUGAUCUCACCGUCGAAAUUGGGUCCAAAAGAAAAAGGCAACGAAGUAAAUCUGAGAGAUAUCAUGCAGAAAAGCCUAAGAAAUGCAUGCCAGUGGAGUCUUUAGAAAAGCUCUGUGAAGAACAGGAUCAAAGAGGCUUUCUUGAACAAAGGCCCGUGGAAAGCCAUGAAGAAGAGCCCGAGAAUCAUCAUUUAGAAGAAGAGUAUUUGAAAGACUUUCUAGAAGAGAAACCUAAGUUGAAAUGUACUGCAGAAAAGCCUCCAAAGGGUAACAUAGAGAUACCACUGAAGAGCCUUGCUGAAGUAGAGCUUCACGAAAACCAUGGCAUUGAGAGGCCAAAACCCACUGGUGUAGAAAACAUAACAAUUUGCAGGGAAGAAAAUGAGGAAAUAAUGACUCUGAAAUUGCAAGAGCUGGCAGUAGAGAUUGAAGCAAUUGCUUCUGAAUCAGCAAACUAUAAGGUAGCUGGACCACAGAAUGUAGAGGACUAUCAUACUGAAUUCACAAGACGCCAAGGGGACAAGCUCAUAGCAAGCCUGGGAAGUUUUUCAAGUACCCUUAAGCAGCUAUGUGAUCUUCUCCAAGAGUGUAAUUGAGCAUUACAAGUUGCUUUCUAUAAUUGUUUUCUAUCCUUAUUAGUGAAUGAAUGCAGCGUCGGAGAAUGCUGUUUAUACUUUUGUUCACUCACUCUGCUUUUCUUAUGAUUAGUAAAUUGUUAGAAGACUAAUUUAUCUACUAGCUACAAAUUUCACGUUAUUCUCGAAACUGU
Gastrolobium bilobum is the source of this 1319-nucleotide messenger RNA. RefSeq lists its product as uncharacterized. The record is from RefSeq and is a predicted model, not a curated record. The coding region runs from base 124 to 1146 and encodes 340 amino acids. The transcript has 2 exons. NCBI's taxonomy places the organism in Eukaryota, Viridiplantae, Streptophyta, Magnoliopsida, Fabales, Fabaceae.